ACGCGUACGCCCGACCAGGAAAUGACGUCAUCUAAUGUUGUAGAGAUCGGCACUGCACUGGUGGAUCACGAAACUGUGCAAAGAAGAUCGAAGAGCGAGUGACAAGCUAAUAUUUAAAAAAAUACAUUAUGGCAAGCCAAAUACACAUUUUAAAUACCCAUUCCAAGGAUGUCAACUGCUGCACAUUUUCUGGCAACCUUCUAGCAACAUGCUCUGGAGAUAAAACUGUUCGCCUCUGGGACGCAACUUCAUUUGAAGAACUCCCCUUUUCCCCGCUCCUAGGCCAUUCAUACUACGUCCACUGGUGUGCUCUCAGUGCGUUCGGAACGAGAUUAGCGACGUGUUCAACGGAUGGGAAGAUCAUAGUGUGGGAUACGAGCAAUGGAGAGACUGUAGCCGUGUUUGAACACACCCACAAGCCCAUUAUACGGGUGUGUGUCUUCUCACCAGACUCUCAGUAUUUGUUGAGUGGAGGAGCGGACAAUGAACUCUGGAUGUGGGACCUCAACAAGAAAACAUGUAUCAGAAAGCUUGAAGGUCACAUCGGUGUCGUCACAGCCUGUGCCUUCACACCCGAUGGCACUCAUGUGGUGUCGGGGUCAACCACCGGUGACCUGAGGGUAUGGGACGCCCUCAAUGGUCAAAGCAGAUGUCUCUUCUACGAUCCAGACUGUCAUGAUCUAGCCCUCACUGGACUCUGUAUCUCACCGACGUUUGGCUCUGCAAAUGCUGCAGUCCGGGAAUCCCUUGGCCAAAGGACAUUCUUCAUGUUAGCGACAUGUGGCGACAACAUAGUUAGACUCUGGGACUUAGACACUGUACCAGGGUGUUCUACUAGACUCCGGUGUGAUCUGAAAGGACAUUCAGCUACUGUUCAAGCUCUAGCUUUCUCUGCUGACGGUCGUCUCCUGGCAUCAGGUGCAGUUGACAAGCUUGCUAUUCUUUGGAAUCCAAUUCUUGGAGAAAUGCUUUAUACUCUGGAAGGUCAUACAAGGUACGUGACGACUGUAGCAUUCUCUCAUGACAACAUGUUCCUGACAACAGGCUCCCACAACAAGGUCCAUGUAUGGAAAUUAGGUUUCAACCAACCUCUGCAACCUGCAGAUUCAUCAGGCACUGUUCCAGCCAUCAGCCCAGCCAACCAGCAAAGCUCUACCACAGAAACCGGACCUUCCCUAGCACAUAACGUCAUCUCUGAUUGGACGGUAGAUGCCGUGUGUGAGUGGUUACAAAGCAUUAAUCUGGAGCAGCACUGUGAGACCUUCAGGGAGAAUCACAUCGAUGGUCAGGAGCUACAGAACCUCACUACCGAGGUCCUGUCAAAAGACCUCAAUGUCAAGGCCCUUGGUCAUCGUCAGAAGAUCUUGAGAGGUAUCCAGGCUGUCCGUGAGAAGGGCUUUUUCUCUGGCUCUCAGGGACCUGUACCAGAUGAUCAGAUACCUGAUGAAUACCUGUGUCCUAUCAGUAGAGAGAUCAUGAAGGAACCAGUCAUAGCAGCAGAUGGAUACACGUACGAGCGGUCAGCCAUAGAGAACUGGUUGAGAGCAGGCCGCAACACAAGCCCAAUGACGAAUGCUCCUCUUUCUUCCAUCAACCUGACUCCCAACCGUAGUCUAAAGAUGAUCAUAGCCAGGAUCUACGAUGUAUGAUGUGAUUAGGACGAUGAUUCCACCGAACUAUCCAGCAGUCGAAAGUCUUCAGAUAACUAGCUAGGAAUGUUGAUGAUUGAUAUGAAAAUGAUCGCCACUGAACUGAUUACAACAGAAGUCUUAUAGUGUAGGAUCAUUGCUACAAGGAUCUUCAUUGUGUGAUAUUGUGACAGCAAUUAUCACAUCGAUUAUCAGCUAAUGUCUUUAGAUCGUCAUCACAGGUAUCUACAAUGUAUGAUGUGACGAAGGUAGUGAUUCUACUGAACUAUUAACCUGCAAACGUAAUUCUGCAGAUGAUCCUAGCUGGGAUCUAUGAUGUAUGGUGUGAUGAGGGUAGUGAUUCAACUGAACUAUAAACCUGCAAACGUGAUUCUGCAGAUGAUCCUAGCUAGGAUCUACGAUGUAUGGUGUGAUGAGGGUAGUGAUUCAACUGAACUAUAAACCUGCAAACGUGAUUCUGCAGAUGAUCCUAGCUAGGAUCUACGAUGUAUGGUGUGAUGAGGGUAGUGAUUCUACUGAACUAUAAACCUGCAAACGUAAUUCUGCAGAUGAUCAUAGCUAGGAUGUAAGGUAUGACGAGGAUAAUGAUCACCACUACCUUGACUCCUCAUUAAAGUCUUCAUAUCAUAAUUGAUAAGACGUAGGAACUAUGAUGUCUGAUAUGAAAAGGGACAAGGAUCACUACUAAAUUGACCAUCAACCAAACUCUUUAAAGGGGGUGUAGCAUGACAAGACCACGUAUCUUUCCUGUGGCCUGAUUCGGGGCCACUCGGGUAUAAGACAACUACGGACGACGCGACCCCAGUAUUAACGUGCGUGCAACAUACGCGAAACUGAAGCGUGUGGAGAACUUCAGUCUAUUUGAACACUUAAGCGCGCUGACCGUAAAAAUCAAGUCCAUUCGUUUCAAUCAGUUGUCCAAAAGAAGUAGAAAAUGGCGUUAACCAGUAUUUGCCAUGCUACACCUCCUUUAAGAUCAUCAUUGUCGAUCUAUGAUGUAUGAUGUGAUGAGUCUUGUGAUGAUGUCCGAGCUGUCCUUGCUAAGGACUGCAAUGUAUGAUGUAACAGUGACCAAAGCUGAACUGACCAUUGUCGAAAGCUCCAAGAUCAUUGCUUCAUGGGUGUAUGAUGAUCGACCAUGAUGACCAAUCCACUGACUCCAAACAGUAGCCUAAAGGUAUUCAUUGUAUAAACAAAUGAUAAAUGAUAUUUGUGAUGGUGAUUUAUAUAUUUUUCACCUGACUGCUAAGAACAAUGAUACAUUGGUAAUCUUUGUAGUAACAUUUGACUCCACUUUUAUGUCUUCUUUAUUAAAGCAGGACAUCUUUCCUAGACAUGAAAAGAGUUACAUGUAUAUGUAAUGAAAGAAAUAUACCUGUAGAUAUUUUUUAUAUUGUGAAAAGUGAAUGUUUAAGGUUAAAUUCUGUAUUGUAAUUGAUUGAUGGUGCAAAAGUAUGGAUACUUGUAGAUGAAGAUAAGUGUGAUAAAUGUCUCAAGUAAACACAAAAUAUCCAGGAUCUUUUUAAUGUAAGCUGCAAAUACAUUGAAAACCUGUGCUCAUUUAUUAAAUAUGUUAAAUACAAAAUAAAACUGUAAUUGUAAUUAGCUAAGAAAGAGUGAGGACCUCAUAGAUAUGUGUUUUUAUAUUUUAUGUGCAUUGUGUACGUAUAUAUGUGGUGUGCUUUCCUUCAUUUUGCUUUCAUUAUGUAUAUUUAUACACUUUAUAUGAUAAGUAUAGUUGAUAACGAAACGUUCAGUUUACUGAUUAUAUUGUAUAUUUAAAUUGUUAUUUGCGUAUUCUUUUGGCAGCCAAUUAUGACGUAUAACAAGCUUUCUUAGAGACAUUUAUUUUAUGAUAUUAUCAGUAGUUGCUGUUACAGGGGGAAUUACACCCUGAUAUUUGCUUGUUUUAAUAAAAGCAGAAAUUAACAAAAACAAAUUAGUGAAAGUUUGAGCUUGAUCAAAAAUAAAAAAAAAAUCAGAAGAAAAAAAAGAAGUUAUGGAUUUUGAAGUUGUAAUCAAUGGAACCCAGAUUGGCAACUCAGUGACACAUCUGAAGAGAUCCUCUCCUAUUUGCUGUGAACUGAAGAUUUCAUAUUUUUUCUUAAAUAUUAAUGUUAUAAAGUUUAUUAAUUAAUACAGGGUUGGUGUAUGAAAAAAUAUUUACAAUGAUUAAAUCUAGGGUACAUUUGUGAUUGAAAAAUCUCUUUGGAUAAAAUCAAAACUAUGAUUUUUAGGACAGAGCAUAUGGGGGGGGGGGGGGUCUCGGCACAAAUAUGCCACAGAGUUUCCAAUUUGUGUCUGUUUCAUUGCAACAUUCAAAUUCAUGAUUUUCUUAUAUUUAAUUUGAUUUUGCUCAAAUUUUUGCUAAAUCUGUUUCUCUAAUUUUUCUGCUUCUAAAACCAACUUAAUACCAGGAAGGACUUUCCCUUUAAAUCCCACCAAUCAAAAGAUUAUGGAAUGUGAUUGUAUGAGUGAGCCAUUUAGUUUUGUAAAUUGAAUUUGAAUACAACACUUUUUAAAAGUUUGUGAUAUAUAUGUGUGUGUGUCCAACAAAACUAUAUAGUUCUUGUUAUGAUGUAAAAUAGUGACAUUUUAUUUGUACAAUAUAGCAAUAUGUAUAUAAUUUAUUUACAGUGAUACAAAUAUUUCUUUAUGUAAAAUCAUGUUAUUCAACAGCUUUUAUUUCACUUGAUUUAUAGAGUAAUAUCUAUAGUGGACAUAAAAAAUACUAUGUGUGCUCUCAAUAUAUUAAUUAAUAAAUGAUUUAAACAAAAAAAUUUCAAACAAAUUGUUUACUGCCCGCAAGAAGGCCAUUGAGAAUAGCUUGUUUGUUCUUCUUGUGGAUAGUCAAUAAAAUACUUCUACUUACACCAAUAUCAGUACUAACAUCAGCUAACAGAAAAUCAUGUUCCAUUUGUGCAUAGAUAUAUAGAUUUUUUUUAAUUCUUUUUCUCAUGCUUUUCAGUUUAUGUGACUUCCUUCAAGUUUUACGAUCUGAAAAAUCCAUGUAUUGUGUGAUUUAAAAAUAAAAAUAAAAUAAAAGAGAUGAUAUUU
Molecule: messenger RNA, 4706 nt
Organism: Strongylocentrotus purpuratus (purple sea urchin)
Lineage: Eukaryota; Metazoa; Echinodermata; Echinoidea; Camarodonta; Strongylocentrotidae
Gene: wdsub1
Product: WD repeat, SAM and U-box domain-containing protein 1
Exons: 12
Coding region: 129-1649 (506 amino acids)
Biological process (GO): protein ubiquitination
Molecular function (GO): ubiquitin-protein transferase activity; protein binding
Source: RefSeq, a predicted model, not a curated record